UCCUCUGCAGAUUUAAUGAUCAGGAACAUCCUCCUGAUGCACGCUGGGAGAUACGGGUGCAGGGUCCAGACCGCAGCGGACACCGUGUCAGACGAGACAGAGCUGCUUGUUAGGGGUCCUCCUGGUCCCCCAGGGGUUGUAAUAGUGGAGGAAAUUACAGACACAACAGCAACACUCUCCUGGAGUCCUGGGGCAGACAAUCACAGCCCUAUCUCCCUCUACAACCUGCAAGCACGCAGUCCAUUUUCUCUUGGCUGGCAGACCGUAAAAACAGUUCCAGAUCUGAUAAGUGGUGACAUGGAGUCUGCUAUGGCUGUGGAGCUGAACCCUUGGGUGGAGUAUGAGUUCAGAGUAGUAGCAACCAAUAAAAUUGGGACUGGAGAUCCAAGUGCACCAUCACGAGUGAUCAGAACCAAUGAAGCAGUGCCAAAGACACCUCCAGCUAACGUAAGUGGCAGAAGUGGAAGGCGACAUGAAUUAGUAAUAGCAUGGGAGCCAGUGUCAGAAGAGUUUCAGAGUGGAGAAGGAUUUGGAUAUAUUGUAGCCUUCAGACCCAAUGGAACACGUGGCUGGAAGGAAAAAAUGGUGACAUCUUCAGAUGCCUCAAAAUUCAUCUACAGAGAUGAAAGUGUGCCACCUCUGACUCCUUUUGAGGUGAAAGUUGGUGUUUACAACAACAAAGGAGAUGGUCCCUUCAGCCCUAUUGUGGUCAUCUGCUCAGCUGAAGGAGAACCCACUGCUGCUCCCAUUGAUGUCAAAGCUACGAGUUUGUCUGUAUCAGAGAUUCUUGUUGCGUGGAAACAUAUUAAAGAAAGUCUAGGAAGACCACAGGGAUUCGAGGUUGGUUACUGGAAGGACAUGCAGCAGGAAGAAGCAGCAGAAAAGGUCAAAACAGAGGGAAAUGAGUCAUCCAUCCUCCUGACAGGGUUAGAAGGAAACACAUUAUAUCACCUAACAGUGAGGGCAUACAAUGCUGCAGGGUAUGGACCACCUAGCACUGCUGUGCAUGCAGCAACCAAGAAAUCCCCUCCCAGUCAAGCACCAGGCAAUAUUAUGUGGAUACAGGAUGGCUCACAUGUGUCUCUUGGGUGGGAGCCAGUCAGACCUCUAGCUAAUGAAUCUGAUGUAAUGGGAUACAAGGUGUUAUUUCGGCAAGAGGGCCAGAGCAAUAGCCAAGUUAUAGAAACACAGAAAACCUCUGCAGUGGUACUUCUUCCUGAUGUUGGGGUCUACAUCAUUGAGGUCUGUGCAGUCAGUGAAGGAGGAGAUGGGACUGCAAGUCCCCAGAUCAGAGUUCCAUCUUUUUCAGGAGGGAAAGUAACAAGUGCUCAGUCCACCUUACAUGUGUUGUCUACUUCCUCAUCCUCUGUAACACUGCUUUUGGCACUGAUGGUACCUUCGACUUCAUGGUGAAGGCUGCAGACUUUGUUGUUGUUGUUAUUUGUUUGCUUUAACUUGAUGACACCAAGGGAUGGAGUUUUAUGUCCGUGGAGAAACUGAAAACCCAAGCUAAUGCUUAAAGACCCAUCAAAAUGCCUGUGGUGCACUUAGAGGAGUGUUGGAGACACGGUCAAUAAUGCAUCAGGUUUUUAUCUCUUCCUUAUUUGUAAAAGUCUUCUGGGGAGGAGACCCUUCUUGGCCCAAAAGUAUGCAGAUUGUAUGUAAUAAACUUUUGUAAGCAAAGGUAAUUUCUGUCCAAUGUAUUUUCCUUUUUUAAUAUGUUCAAAUUUGGUGAACCCAGUCAUGUAUCAUCAGGUGUUUAAAGGGUGGUGUCUAGUACAGUACACCUGUAGGGUUUGGAAAAAAAAAUCCUUUUUUAAAUAUAGAACAAAGUUUGAUACAGCUUUACUUUUGAAUACUUUGCUUGCAUCCCUUAUAAACGGUUGCUCCUACUGACAAGGAAGAAAAACAGUUUAUAUAAAAAUACCACUGCAAAAGUAAAGAAUUUGUUCUGAAAAUAUAUAAUAUGUAUUCAAUUGGGGGAAAGAAUUGUCAAUGAAAUACUAGACAGAUUAUCCCAGAAAGCAGAAAAGUGGAGCAGAAAAUCCAUUUAUUUUCUUUCCAAGUAAAUGGAAGAUUACUAAACACAAGCUUAGGAGGAAACCAGUUGGUUUUCAUCAAAUACCACAAGAUUUCAUGUCCAAUGGAAUUUUCAGUAGAAAA
Messenger RNA from Sturnus vulgaris (Common starling), 2163 nucleotides. The record is from RefSeq and is a predicted model, not a curated record. Lineage: Eukaryota; Metazoa; Chordata; Aves; Passeriformes; Sturnidae.